UUCCCGACGUGUCAGAUCUCAGUAUGUCACUCGAGCCGUAUACAUAUGAAGCGAGUAAACUCGCACCAAUCGUUCGAGCUCGCUAGGAAAUACAUCACGAGUUUUUAAAGCGUAAAAAAAUAUGUAUAGGAAUAUAUAAACGUCCUUAAUAUUAUUACGCGCGAUAACCGUAAUGGGAGAUCACGGUAUACGAGACACACGAGUCAGAGUAGUGUGUAUCAGUUUUUUUUUUUGCUUCACGCGCACAACAGAGAUGACCCCUGCGUCCGACGCCAGCGGUCGACUCGCUUACUAUAUUACUAUUACUUAUACACAGCGUCGUCGCGAGAAUGUGCGACAGAUAAGGGACUUGUGCACUGCGGUGGCCGACGACGGCGGCGGCGGCUCUGAUCCAGCAGUAAUACGGAGUCGUUCGCAGUUCGCGCAGUUUCAGUCUUAGUUCGGCAGCUAGCACGUCGUCUCUGCCGUAUAAACAAAGAGAAAUCGAUCUCGCGCGUGGUGCAGAAGCCAGCUGUGAUUCUCUUUAUCAUUUAUUACGGUGAAAGAAGUGUCUGUGCGUGUGUCGUGUCUGUGUUGUGUAUAAUCGUGCGUGCUCGAGCGUGUGUGUGUGCGUGUAGAAAAAAAUAGAUGCUAGCGUGGUACUCCAAACUGAUGCAUCACAUAAGCCGCAUCGCCGUGGACGAGCUCAAGAGCUUGCCCGAUACCGUGAACUGGGACUCGCCGGAGGAGCGUCACGAGUUUCUCCGCCGACUCUAUCCCCUCGUGAGAAACUGGAAGGUCCACCUGCCGAAUCUACGCGAGGUCUUCAGUCCCGAGCAGAUCGAUCGUCUGCUGCUGGACGCCGUCGACUACUGGGCCGGGCGAGACGACGUUCACCGGGGCGUGCGAUUCAUCAAGUUCGUGGCCAGGACCGGCUACAGGGACAAGCCCGUGGAUGUGGACGAGGCCACGGGCAAGCCCGGGUCGUGUCGCUCGACGGCGCUGCUGCGAGCGGUCAGAUGUGGCUGGCACUACGAGUGGGACAGCCUGGUGCGCGACCUCUUCAAGAUCUACAACAGAUUCGACGUCAAUUACUCGGACGAGUCGGGCUUGACGCAUUUUCAUGUGGCCUGCAAGUUCGGCUGCUACAACGUCGUCGAGAAAUACCUGAAUCUCGGCCAGGAUCCCGAUCUCGCGGUGCCCGAGACGGGCGACUCGCCGCUGCAUCUGGCCGUGGCCCGAGGACACAAGCAGGUCGCCGAUCUGCUGCUCAAGGCCGGCGCCCGGCCGAGCCCGACCAACGACCGGGGACUGACUCCGCUGCACCUCAUCUGCCGGAAGAUGUACGACGACGACUUGAUGGAGGUGUUUCUCAAGCUCAAGGCGGACGAGCGACUGGACGUGAAUAUCCAGGACAAGUCGGGCCGCACACCUCUGCAGUGGGCCGUGGUGAAUCUGCUGCCGGAUCUGGUCACGGCGCUGCUGGAUCUCGGCGCCGACCUGGCCAGCUUCGUGUUCCCCGCGCCGGCACACUUCGACGAGAGACACGGGCCGGACAGCACGGACUGCUGGGCCGAUUGGAGACUGCGCGUGGCCUCGGACGCGAUAGAGGUCGUCGAGCGCCUCGAGACGCGCGGCUACGGACUCGACCGGAGCGACGCCCUGUCGAUCAUGAAGGUGUUCGCUAGCCACGAGCUCUUCGACAGCCGGGAGAACGUCGAGUUCUGGCGCAGAGACGAGGAGACCGCCAGAUUGUCGGAAAGGAUAGUGGUGCGUCCGGACUUGGGUCUCUACUCGCUGAUACGGCUGCAACCGGAGAAGGCCAGGAAGCUGAUGGCGUACAGCGACUACUUCGCGCUGGCGCGAUCCAGAACGCUGUGGAAGCUGCCCGAGGCGCUGAGGCGCUCGUGCGUCGCCAACCUCUGCGAGAAGCUCUCGAGGCGAUUCUUCCAGCGUUGGGCGCUCGAGUCGUUCCUGGAGCUGACGCAACAUCGACUGCCGAUACUCUGCUGCGACAUGAUCAUCGACAACCUCGUGAACGCCGAUCUGUUCGGCGUAUGCGCCGCGGCGGAGACCAUCGCUACAGAGCAGCAGCAGAAGCAGAGCCGGAGCAGCACAUGGUACAGUUCGGUUUAUCAAGGCAAGGAGGUCCAGGAAUUGCAAUGUACACGACUGAAUGAAUAAUUAUUUUAGAAUAUAUUAUUACAAUGACAUUAAUUAAAUGUGAGUCCAACUCGCAAACCAUGUAUUCGAUAUCAAGAGUUUAUUAUCAUUUAAAAAUAAAAAAAAAUCAACACAGUCAAGCCUUUACACACA
Molecule: messenger RNA, 2295 nt
Organism: Trichogramma pretiosum
Lineage: Eukaryota; Metazoa; Arthropoda; Insecta; Hymenoptera; Trichogrammatidae
Exons: 2
Coding region: 628-2163 (511 amino acids)
Molecular function (GO): protein binding
Source: RefSeq, a predicted model, not a curated record